Messenger RNA from Symbiodinium sp. CCMP2592, 564 nucleotides. The record is from the annotation of a GenBank genome assembly. NCBI's taxonomy places the organism in Eukaryota, Dinophyceae, Suessiales, Symbiodiniaceae.
AUGAUCCCCGCCAGCAAGGAAAACGCCUGUGAUGACUACUUGACCAGCCUCGCCAAGGACAUGAUGCUGCCCUACGUCUACGACCUCCCGCAACCUUACGUCAACCGUACGCUCCUGUCGAUGGAGCUGGCCGAGAUGGCGGGCGGCCGAAAGCACCUUGGCAAACAGGAGGUGCAGCAUAUCGUCGGCAAGGUCUACGAGGAUGCGGAUGUCACGCGAGUCUACGAGGACUUGAAGGGCAUGGUCUAUGAUGACACGGUGGACGCCUUCCCACGGGACAAGGGGCGGUUCGAAACGAUCUGGGUCGGCAACCUCGAGGAGUCGGAGGCGACCGAGUACGUCGGCAAGUUCCAGGCCGACACAUCGGUGAUGAUGGACAUGGGAACCGGCUUGAAGGAGCUGGGCGAACCGCUGGCUUUAUUCUAUUUGAGGGAUGUGUUCCACAUCGUCAGGGCCUUCAGCGAGGUCUUCUACUUCGACAGGAAGCGGCAUGCCUUCGUUUUCGUCAGUCCGCUUCACCGGGUCGCCUUCCAGGAGCAGAUGACCCAGCGCAGCGAGUUGUGA